AAAAAGAAGAAGAAGAAGAAGAAGAAGCGUGAAGUUUGUUUGGCUCUGCUGAACAGAACCAUUUUACUAGCUUUAUGGCUUAUUUCAACUCAACAUAAUACUUCUAUUUGCAGGAAUAUCUAUGCAGGCUUGUACUAAGACAAUAGUACUUCCAGACUUUCGUUUCUGAAUGCAAAAAAAAAAAAGAAAAGAUUUUAUCUGUUGGAUCGAUAUAAGCUAAUCAGCACGAAGAAUAUUUGGACUGGAAUCUCGUCCUGUAAAACUUCGCCAAAUUAUUCCAAGUAGCAUGUUUUAACAAUGAAUUCUCUCUUCGGAGGAAAGGGAGGUCGUGUUCCGCCUCCAACAAGAAAGCUUGUUAUCCGUAAAGCCAAUAGUCAAAGAGAUUUGCGUCCCAUCAGUGAACGGUUGUCCUUAGAUAAGGUUUUAGGAAUAACUGCAUCAUCAAAUGCUUGCCUAGCAUGCAAUCCUGUGGAUGGAAUUGUUGCCUACCCGGCUGGGUGUGUUGUGGUGCUUUUCAAUCCACGAAGAAACAAACAAGAUUUUAUUCACAAUGUUUCGAGGAAAAGCAUCACUGCUGUAUCAUUUUCAAGAGAUGGGAAAUUCUUAGCUACUGGAGAGAGUGGGCACAUGCCUUCAGUGAGGGUAUGGAUUUUGGAAGAUCCUAGCCACCCUCAAACAUCUGAAAUGAAAAAAGGACAUAAACAUGGCGUAUCUUGUGUGGCAUUUUCUCCUAAUUUAAAGUUUCUUGUCUCUGUUGGCUAUCAGCAUGAUAUGUUAAUCAAUGUAUGGAACUGGAGGGAUGGAUCUAAAGUAGCUUGCAACAAGUUUUCCACAAAGGUUUAUGCCAUAUCAUUCUCUGAAAUCGGAAACUUCUUUGUUACAUCUGGAGUUCGUCAUGUAAAAUUUUGGUACUUUGACACAGAAUCCACUAAGUUAAAGCAUGAUAAAACCCUGCCUAUAAAAGGAAGAUCUGGUAUCUUGGGAGAGCUUAGAAGCCAUACAUUCUGUGAUGUGGCAUGUGGACUGGGUGAAAAUUCUGAGUAUACAUACUGUGUGACUACAGCUGGGGCAUUGUGCUCAUUUAAUUCAAAGAGAAACCUGGAAAAAUAUGUUGAAUUAGGAUCUUCCAAAGCACUCAGUAUGGCCAUAAGUGAGAAGUACAUAAUAUGUGGCUACACCAAUGGAUUUAUUAGGGUAUUUGAACCUUCAACUCUACAGUUUGUGGCAACUUUACCCAAACCUCACUUUCUUGGGGUUAAUGUUUCAGAUGGUAUUGAUCCAAGUCACAUGAUUGAUAAGACAAAUAACGCAACGUAUGCAGACACAAUAGCUCUUGCACUGGACUCCAAUAAUCACAGGAUAACCUGUGUUUACAAUGAUCAUAGCAUAUACAUAUGGGAUCUAAAAGAUAUCAAGAAAGUUGGUAAAAUCUGGUCGUCACUAUACCACAGUGGCUGCAUAUGGGGUUUAGAGAUUUAUCCAGAGGUACCUAAUCCAACAGAUAACAAGGAAGCCCCACUUCCACCAGGGACAUUUCUUACAUGUUCUAAUGACGAUACAGUAAGAGUGUGGAAUGUAACAGAGGGUACAAACAUUUCAACUGUAAAAAACAUCUACAGCAAGGAACUUCUGCGAAUCCUUUUCAUGGACAAGACUUUUGCAAGCCUAAAGAAUAAUGAAAUAAGUCCAACUUCUAAAAAUGUGCGAGAUGCAACUACAGAUGGGAAAAAUGGUGUCCGCACCAUUCGAACAAGCCCAGAUGGUCAGCACUUAGCAGUUGGUGAAAGAUCUGGAAACGUUAGGGUUUAUGACUGCAUGUUUCUGGAUGAAAUUCUGAAGAUUGAUGCUCAUGAAUCUGAAGUACUAUGUAUAGAAUUCUCUCCUCCAGAAUCAGGUUACAAACUACUUGCAUCAGCUGGUCGUGACCGCCUCAUUCAUAUCUUUGAUGUAAAGAGAGAGUUUACACUAAUCCAAACGCUAGAUGACCACUCAGCUUCCAUCACUUCUGUGAAGUUUAAUGUGGAUGACAACAAUGAUUUUCAGUUGCUAAGCUGUGGAGCUGACAAGUCUAUUAUCUUCCGUUCAGCACAAUAUAAUCCAGAUCUCCAGUUUGUUAGAAACACAAACUAUGUUGGCAAAACGACUUUAUAUGACAUGGCUAUUGAUUCCUCAAGAAAUGUUGCAGCCAUUGCAUGUCAGGACAGGAAUGUCAGGGUGUAUGAUACUUCUACUGGGAAGCAGACAAAGUGUUACAAAGGAGCACAAGGGGAUGAUGGAACUCUUGUUAAGAUUACUAUGGACAAAUCAGGAUAUUAUACUGCCACAAGUUGUUCAGACAAGACACUGUCACUUCAUGAAUUUGAUACAGAAGAGUGCAUGGCAACAAUGUCUGGUCAUUCAGAAAUAGUAACAGGAAUAAGAUUCACCAACAACUUGACAAAACUGAUUACUGUGUCAGGAGAUGGUUGUAUAUUUAUUUGGAGCAUACCAAUGACCUACACUCAGAAUAUGAGAGAACGGCUUAGUGAAAUUGGCCAAGAACUUCCCAGAGAAAUACAACCAGAAACACCUCUCAGGAGGGGUACUUACCGAAUUGAACAUAACAGUUUAGUUGUAGAAGACACUAAUGCUUUUGGGUCUCCAUCUAGUGACUUCCUCUCUGGUCGACUUGAGCUUGAUCCACCAGUUGCUGACUAUAGAUUUAGCAUUGGACAGUUACCUUCCUGGGCCAAGAAACAGAUCAUAGCUGAAGGUGGAUCAAGUCAAAUUACUCCACGGGAUCAGGAUUCAGGGGGUCCAUCACAUCCAGGUGGACGUUGGGCACAGCGGGUCAAUGAUGGAGAGUUGCAAGUUGUAAGUGAGACCAGUCCUCAACGUCCAAUAACCCUUGCACUAGAUCUUGGUGCUCCAGAGCGAAAGAAAUUUUCAACCGGUUAUGAUUCCUUCCAAGAGCAAGUCAAUGCAUUAGCAAAUAGUCCAUUAGAAAGAAAGUGCUCUCUUACAAAUGGGGAAGAUGAAGACUUGUUUCCUGUCAAUGGGAAAUUACAGUUAGAUGAAUUACAAGAAGAAGAUAGUGAAGUUCAGAUGAAAGCAGGUGAUAUGCCACAAGGUGUGACAUUAUCAAGAGGUAGUGAUCCUUUCUCUAGACCCAGAACCUGGACAGGUGAUAAGCUUUUGGUCAUUGAAACAGAAGAGAUUCAGUUUGAAGAAGCAGAGGAGUCAAAAGAAGAUGAUGUCAAAGAAAGUAUUAUCUACUUCCCACCUGCACAGGAUGAUAUGGAGACUGAAACAGCAAGUCCUCUACGUAAAAAUAUUUUUCCUGGUGUUAAAGAUUUGACUCGUCACUAUGAAUGUAUGCAAGCGACUUCUGGUUUGCGGUACUGGCACCAUGUCCAGUUGUAUCACAAAUCUCUAAACAACUUGGAUUACAAACCUCCCCAUGAGAAGCUAAACGAGGUUGAUAAAUAUUCUUUGAUAACUGAAAGAAAUGAGAAGAGAACCAGAUCUUUUCAAGUUACUGCUGCCCAGAAGCCUCAGCGACGGUCAGUUGGUGACACAGAAGAGCUGGAAGAAAAAAAAGAAAAGGUAGAUAAUAAGAGAAAAAUGGAAGACGAAUCUUCGAGCGAGGAAGAUGAUGAUCCACUAUCAGUUCUAGAUGAGAUGAAGACUGAUGAUGCUGAAGAUGAGAUAGUAGCAAGUGAUAAGUUUGAAAACCACGACGACGAUGAUGAAGAUGUUGAUGAAAAGUGUAGGAAAUAUUUUGACUGCCUUGGUUCAACACCAACCAAAGAGGAACCAGAAGAACAAAUAGCCACUCCAGUUGCACAUAUUGCAAAACCAGAAAACACUUUGCCAUUUUUAAAUGGUCGUCUAAGUAUCUCUGCUCGAUUUCUUUCCCGUUCGCUUCUCACCAGUACGCGUGCUACUGGCCAGCAGAAUAUGGAGAUAUUGAGUGAAGAAGAUGAGGCACAAAAAGCAAGGACAACAUCGCUAGAGGAGCAUAAAUUAGAAAUCCAGAGACGAAAAGAAGAAAUGGCUCGUGCAGUUGAUGCUAACCGCAAAAGACUUUCAGCAUUGAGAAAAGCGAAAGAGGAAAGAGAGCUUAGAAAUGCAUCUCCUCAAGACCCUACAACGGCUGUAUCAUCUUCAGUGACCAUGACCCUGAACCUUUCUCCUCGACGGAUUAGUACAGAAUCAGAACCUAAACCAAUUGUGCCCUCAAAAGACCUAUCUGUUAGUGAUCUUGGUGCAGCAUCUCAACAGCAACGAUCACUAUCAUCACCAUUUACUGUUCCUGUAUCGUCACAGCACGUGUCUCACACUGAAACGCAUACCCAAGAAAAUAACAUUGAUUUGAUUAGCACAACUACGGUAAAGACGACUUCUACGAAUCUUUUUGAGACAUGUUUGUCAACUGUAUCUGUUACACGAACCAACAAGGACCAACUCAUUCCUGAGAAGGAUGAAAAUGUAUGGAUCAAACGGAAUUCUUCUGAUAUCACAAGAGGAGUAGAAGAUGAACCGACGUCAGACCCAGUAAAACUGCCCAAAGACAAGGGAGCUGACGAAAAUACUAUAAGAGACGCGCAGAUUAUUAUCAGGUCUGAAGUGGCCCAAGAUAAUUACAGCUGCAAGGUGUUAAAAGAAAAGGAGAACAGUGGCGUAAAAGAAGAAACUAAAGAACAGAAAGAACAAAUUACAAAGCCAAGUGAAAUGGAAAGCGAACAGACUGGCAAAAGAGAAAUGGAAAUAGAAAAAGAAAAGGAGAGAGAAAGGGAAAAAGAAAAAGCAAGUGAGAAUGAAGAUACAAAACAACAAGAGAAGGCAAAUAUAAAUGUUGAAUUGAAAGAAAAAACAAGUAAAAAGGAAAGACCCGACGAGAAAGAAAAGGAGAGAAAAGGCGAAAAGGAGAAGGAAAGUAAAGAGGACAAGAAGGAGAGCAAGAAGGAGGACAAGAAGGAGGACAACAAAGACAAGAAGGAAGACAACAAAGACAAGAAGGAAGACAACAAAGACAAGAGGGAGGACAUCAAAGACAAGAGGGAGGACAACAAAGACAAGAAGGAGGACAACAAAGACAAGAAGGAGGACAACAAAGACAAGAAGGAGGACAACAAAGACAAGGAGGACAACAAAGACAAGAAGGAGGACAACAAAGACAAGAAGGAGGACAGCAAAGACAAGAAGGAGGACAGCAAAGACAAGAAGGAGGACAGCAAAGACAAGAAGGAAAAGGGUAAAACAGAUUCAUCUUCUGUCGGUAAACUAGAAAAGAGAGGUUCGUCCAGUUCUUUAAUGGCCCAGACCAAAUCAUCGUGGAGAAGGUCUUUGGGUUUCAGUGGGUUUUCUAAACAUAAAGACAAGAAGGAAGAAAGACGAGGAUCAUCCACGUCAUUUGCCAGUACCUUACGUUCAUCAGACCAACCUGUCCCCGGCAAAAAAUCGGAAAAGAUUUUAUUUCGAGAUAAAAGAGGCAAGGUUUCAGCUGAGGAGAGAAGAUCCAAGUCGAAAUCUCUAGGAGAUUUGGAUGCAAGAUUAAAACCUUUGAAGGAAGUCUUGAUACUUGACCCUUCAGUACCACCAUCACAUGUGGUGUCUACUGCUGACAUACCAAGUGGAGUGACCAAGACAAAAGAUGUAGAUAAACCAAGUACCAGCUCAACAUCACCACCGCCUUUUGCUGAUAGGAGGUCACCUAUUGGUAAGGACAAAGACGAAAAGAGUGCCAGCAAGCUUCAGUUGUAUCAAGACGCAGUCAAUCAGCUGACUCAAGCAUUCAAGAGCAUCAGCGAUUUGCAUUCACAGGUGUUAGAGGAUGAUAGCUGUGAAGACAAAGACCACAUUCUCUCUUUACUUACCAACACCUAUUCGAACAUGGAAGAGCAAUGUAAAGUCCAAAGACUAAAUGCAAGUCAAGCAUUCAAAUCAAGUAACCCAUCCAAGUCUUUGAGUAGCAGUCUAAGUUAUUCAACGAGCAAUAUUGAUAGUUUACGACCAAGUGGCUCGACAGGAAAGAUGAACCGAUUCACAUCAGAAGCUUGUCUUCCUUCUGCUGUCCAUGAGCAAGAAGACAUGUCUAGAGAAUUGUUGAUGAAAUACUCGGAUAUCCUAGUAGAAAUGGUCAAAGAAAAGUUAAGCAACUAAUAGUGUAUAUUUCAUAGCUCAAAUUGAGAGUAUUUGGUAGGUUUUCUAUAUUGAGAGAGAAUAUUUGAUACUAAUAUAUGAUGAACAAGGAAUUGUUUAUAUAUAACAAAGAAUGCAUGGCAUCUUUUUGUAUGGCG
Molecule: messenger RNA, 6281 nt
Organism: Actinia tenebrosa (Australian red waratah sea anemone)
Lineage: Eukaryota; Metazoa; Cnidaria; Anthozoa; Actiniaria; Actiniidae
Molecular function (GO): protein binding
Source: RefSeq, a predicted model, not a curated record